Neoarthrinium moseri is the source of this 1515-nucleotide messenger RNA. RefSeq lists its product as uncharacterized. The transcript has a single exon. The record is from RefSeq and is a predicted model, not a curated record. NCBI's taxonomy places the organism in Eukaryota, Fungi, Ascomycota, Sordariomycetes, Amphisphaeriales, Apiosporaceae. The coding region runs from base 1 to 1515 and encodes 504 amino acids.
AUGGAUCCACUGAUGGAUGUUGAGGUUAAGCAAGUCUUUUGUGUCUACCCGAUCAGCGGAAACUACACCAUUUACCAAAGGACACUUUUCUGGGUCGCUUUGGCAUUUGCACUGCUGGGCCAAACGCACGGAUGGUUGGCAGCGUCAGCUUUUGGGUUCGCCGUUACGUACUCAACUACAGCAGCCGUCCACGGAUUCAUACUGGCAUUCCAGGGAGAGGUCCAAUGUGAUGGAGACAUUUUUGUUGUUGACGCCAUCAUCACACGGGCUCUCCACAUAUCUAUAAUAUGCGCGCUCAUCUGCCCACGCCUAUUCAACAAAAGCCUCGCUCUACUUGUCAACGGCUGGUUCUUAUUGCUCGGUGCCAGCCACAUGGCAUUAGCAUUCAACACGCCGAGGCUCAUUUCCAAGGCAUCUAGCUCGCUUGUAUUAUCCUAUCGGAACGAAGACGGAUCCUGGCAUGACCCUUGUGCUGAUAUGCGCAUGCCUACAAUGUUCCGGGGAAUCUCUGGAGAUUCUAUGAGCCCCGUACUUUGGGGCUACACCACCAUUACCAACGCGUCACUCCUCCAACUCAGCGCUGACAGCGACGUCAUUUCAAUGCCAAGCCCUGAAAGGCCGGGGGCGGUUGCCGGUUAUAUGCUUCUCGAAAGUAUCAAGGUUUCCUUGUUAAUGGCCCCAGUUCUACAAGCAACCCUUGUUGAUCGUCGCUCUUCUAGAAACGACGUUUUCCUGCGGCUACUUUCAAAACGAGUUGUCUAUCAAACUUCCGACUUCAGUAGAUCAGGUCCAGUUCUUGCAACAGUACUGGUACGUCUUCUGCAGGUUCGUUGGUUUUUGCUACAGUGCGUGCCCGCCUUGAACAUUCUGGACUUUCCAUUGCGAUUCACCACCCGUGUACUAUGCGGAUACUUUAAAAUUCGAACUUUAAAGAUAGAAGAUCUGUCAUUCAAGGAAACCCGUAUAACCCAGGCGAGAUACCAAGCUGCAAAGUAUAUCGCCAUGUCAUUUUAUGCGAUUGUCAUGUUGGGUCAUGUGCUAUGGAUGCCGGUAUUUUUGCAAAUGACAACUAGCCACGAAGGAUGGCUCAAGGAUGUCCCCGAAUCAGAGACUUUCCGGGCGGUCGGACAAUGGUCGUCCUGGCUCACUUUAUGCCUGGCACUUACUACCGCAAUCGUCAACCGCCUGCUGAAUUUGGAUACCAGGGAAGGCUCGGCAUCGUUGGAAUCUUGGAUCCAACAACAUCACCUGAACGUUAUCUACUCUCAGGUCCGCAAUUGGUGCUCUGAUGAGUGGAUAGAGACGAAAGAUUGGUGGGCCAACCCAGGAAAGCGUGGAAUAAAUCACCUCAAAGCUGCAGUACCCGACGACGAUAGUCAGGACAUGUUCUCAACGAAACUGCUCCAAGCAUUAACAUUGUUUGAGGCAAAUCGAAAGGGUGACGUUCUACCUGCACCAGUACCUAUACACAUGCAGCCGUUCUUUGGACGACGACCUCAAGAGAAAAUGGAUUAA